AUGCAAUCUAAGCGAGAUGAUUCGUUCCACAAUGUUGCCCGCCAUCAGGUCACAUUGAGCCCUCAGCCAGUGCUUUGUCGAAUCUCCUCUUCAGAACCCGCAUGUACGGCGCUGCUGGCGAAUCCCAAGGUACGGAGAGUAUACGACUACACUGUCAAAACUCUUUGGCCGUCGUUCAAGCAUCACAGCCUCGAGACCAACGAGUCCUUGACCUCAGCCUUCCUCCAUCUCAGCCUGGUCGACGAGCUGCUGCUCAAUUCAUUCAUAUGGACAGCCGCGAUGGCAAUGUCGAUGCACCUGCCUCAUACCGCCAUUGACAACGAAACGGUCAUGUUCACCUGCCAGAACAAGGCCGUCCAGGGUAUCCGGGAGCACAUCGCGCGGAACGAAGUGUCGGACUCGGUGAUCUUUGGAGUCCUCGCUCUCACGAUCCGCGACACUAACCCACAUGUCGCCGUGCAGGAGGGCGCGGGAGAAGACUGCUUCGGGGGAUUCGAUCCUCCGCUGCGAUCGCUCGGGUGGAUACAAUAUUUCUCCCACUUUCGCUGGACGCCGUCCCACAUCCGAGCGACCAUUGCACUAGUGGCUGCGCGAGGAGGUUUACAAGGCGUCACGAUGCCCGGUAUCGCCGAGCAGAUCCAGUCGACCGACCUUCUCCAGGCAAGCUUGUCGAUCCGCCGCCCAUAUUUCACCCUCUGCCGCCUGUACCAGCAUGUCCUAGACAACCACGUCAAGUUGAUUCGCCCACCGCGGGAGAGACUCGACGAGGCUUUCCCAGCCAUUGCCGAUGCCGAGUUCAAGGAUCUACUCCUCGACAUGAGAAUGUACUGUCGGGAGCUAGAUAGGGUCGUUGCCACCACCACCACCACCGCCGGAUCCAAUCUUUCCGAGGCUGGUGGUGGUCCCGACCCCGACAACCCCGUGCCCGCGUCAGUGGCCUGGGAAACAAACGUCUACCGCAACCUCAUCCAGUACCGACUCCUGCGUCUGCCCCGCUACGAGAACCGCGAGGAGGAACUCUGUCGUCUCGGAGCCAUGAUUUUCAGCUACGGCGUCAUAUACCCGGUUGCCCGACCGAGACCGUUGCGCAUGCUGGUCGCUCAGUUGAGGAAUGCAUUGAAGGACUUUCUACUUCACACUUCUUUGACGCCAAAGAUCAACAUUGAAGCACCAACACCCGCUUCGCACGAUGGAAGUGGCAAAUAUAGCAGAUAUCCCACACAUUACUCUACUACCACCACCACCGCCACCACCGACGGACAGUGUUCUGUUCCUCCUCCCUCUCAUCCUCCAUCGGCAUUCCUCCUAUGGCUCGCCGUCCUAGGCGCUCUCGCGUCCCAGACCACUACGGAUGAACCCUUCUUCCUCGAUCUCGUGGCGUCCUGGUCCACCACGGUAAUGGGUAUCGACAGCCUUCGCCGCCAAUUCACCCAUUUCCGCGACCUCAUGCGGAGUUUUCUCUGGUUCGACCGUGCUUGUGACAAGGGCGCACGCAAAGUGUGGACGAGACUUCGUCCCGCUGGUCGUGGUGAUGGUGAUGACUGCCGUGAAGAACGAGAAUGGGAACGAGAACGGAACCAAGCGACCAACUCGGAAAAAGAGAGUGACAUUGAUUCAUCUGCGUCGAUGUCACGGCAGAAACAUCGACAACCACACGAGUCACAGGGAGAAAGGAACAAGGCUGGCGGGACGUCUGGGUCUGGGUCUGGGUCCGGAUCAUGGCACUUUGGCGAUUUGAUAUGUCCGGAGUAA
Fonsecaea pedrosoi CBS 271.37 is the source of this 1752-nucleotide messenger RNA. RefSeq lists its product as uncharacterized. The transcript has a single exon. Lineage: Eukaryota; Fungi; Ascomycota; Eurotiomycetes; Chaetothyriales; Herpotrichiellaceae. The record is from RefSeq and is a predicted model, not a curated record. Bases 1 to 1752 code for a protein of 583 amino acids.